Molecule: messenger RNA, 603 nt
Organism: Acanthosepion pharaonis
Lineage: Eukaryota; Metazoa; Mollusca; Cephalopoda; Sepiida; Sepiidae
Source: the annotation of a GenBank genome assembly
AUGUCCACUUGUAUCAAGACAGAAAAUUAUUUUUUGCUAUCUCCAACCAAUGAAUGUGGUAUUGAGAAGUUUGUGUGCACCACUAUCCGCCCCACAGUGUUACCAUUUCCAGAAAUCUAUGAGUGGGAUGCUGCUGCCAGUUUUGUGGCUGAUUAUCUUGUAUGUGAGAUGCUGGAACCAACCUUUGAACUGCCUGAUCGUAUUUUAUCUCCUUCCACGGUUUUAAAAAGGCAGAAGGGAAACUGUUUUGAAUAUAGUAUGUUACUAUGUUCACUUCUUUUGGGAGCUGGCUACGAUGCCUAUGUUGUCAGUGGUUAUGCUACACAAGACGUCUGUUUGGCUGAUGAAGCACGGCAGGUCUGUCCAUUUCUUCAAAAGAAAGAAGAGGUGCCAGAGCAAGAAACUACAAAGAGCUUCAAGAAGUACACAGUGAAGCCACCUAAAGAUCUGACUAGCAAGUUUGAGAAAAUGCAGCAGGCUCGUAAAAAGGCUGAGGAGGAGGAAGCUAUCAAGAAAAGUCGCUUAGCUGAGGAAGAAGCUGAAUUAGCGGUAAGCAUGCAUUUUCUAUAUGCAAAUAUGAACCAGAAAUGGCCAAAACAAUAA